Sorex fumeus (smoky shrew) is the source of this 4835-nucleotide messenger RNA. It is a transcript of the gene ZHX1, whose product is annotated as zinc fingers and homeoboxes 1. The record is from RefSeq and is a predicted model, not a curated record. The coding region runs from base 595 to 3213 and encodes 872 amino acids. The transcript is spliced from 3 exons. NCBI's taxonomy places the organism in Eukaryota, Metazoa, Chordata, Mammalia, Eulipotyphla, Soricidae. Gene Ontology annotation, molecular function: DNA-binding transcription factor activity, RNA polymerase II-specific; DNA binding. Gene Ontology annotation, cellular component: nucleus. Gene Ontology annotation, biological process: regulation of transcription by RNA polymerase II.
UAGCGGCCCCGGCUGAACCCCCGGGAGCGGCAGGGCCGCGGCGUGGAGAGCCGGGCGCGGAGCGGGGUGGGGGCGCUCGGAGGGCGCGCGCGCGCGGGAAGGGAGGGCUCCGCCUCGGCCGGCUCUUCCCCUCCCCGCCCCCCGUCCCUCGGGCGGCUGCUGGGGCGCGCGCUGACCUCGCACCCCCACCCCCUCGGCCGUCCACGCUCCGCGGGGGGCCGACCCCGCCGCCCAAGGCCGGGGUGCGGGUGCGCCGAGCGGUUCCGGGUUUAGGGUUCACAGGUCAGAGUUGACUCCCUGAAAAGUGCAGCCGGUUUGCAAUGCAAGAUGGCGGCGGCGGCGGGGCGUUGAGAGGCGCGGCGGCCCCUGCAGGUGAUUGGAGUUGUGCUUCAAAAAUUUCAACAGUUCAUCAGUAUUUUAUCUGCCAACAAUAAGCUCUUUAUUUGAUUGCAUCAUGAAAAAGCUGCUAAUGAGACUGGUUGAACACAAAGACGAACAUGAAGAACCAAAAGCCAUCGUUUUCAAGUGAAGAAUAAUGAACAUUAAGCCGCAGAGCUUUUUAAUCGCCACUGAGAUUUCCCCCAUACCAUCAUAAUGGCAAGCAGGCGAAAAUCAACAGUACCCUGCAUGGUCCUUGCCAGCGAACAGGAUCCAGAUCUGGAAUUAGUAUCAGAUGUGGAUGAGGGCCCUCCUGUGCUCACACCGGUAGAGAACACCAGAGCAGAGAGUAUCUCGAGUGACGAAGAAGUUCAUGAAUCAGUGGAUUCUGACAAUCAGCAAAAUAAAAAAGUUGAAGGUGGCUAUGAAUGUAAAUAUUGUACUUUUCAAACUCCAGAUCUAAAUAUGUUUACUUUUCAUGUGGAUUCAGAACAUCCCAAUGUCGUGCUAAAUUCUUCUUACGUUUGUGUUGAAUGCAAUUUUCUUACCAAAAGGUAUGAUGCACUUUCUGAGCAUAAUCUGAAAUACCAUCCUGGAGAAGAGAAUUUUAAGUUGACAAUGGUGAAACGAAACAAUCAGACAAUCUUUGAACAAACCGUGAAUGAUCUGACUUUUGACGGCAAUUUUGUUAAAGAGGAGAAUGCAGAGCAAGCAGAAUCUACAGACGUCUCUUCCGGAAUAUCUAUCAGUAAAACUCCCAUCAUGAAGAUGAUGAAAAACAAGGCAGAGAACAAACGGAUCACUGUCCAUCAUAACUCUGCUGAGGGUGUUUCCGAAGAGAAAGAGAGUGACGUCAAAGCAGACCGUGAAGAAGCUGCCGAAAACCCAAGCUCUUCAGCCUCUGACUCGAACACGAGUGCUUCUGUUGUCAACAGGAUACACCCACAUACUGCCAAUGCGGUGGUGACACCCGCAGCCGUCCUGCCUGGCCUGGCCCAGGUGAUCACGGCUGUCUCGGCACAGCAGAACUCUAACUUGAUCCCCAAAGUCUUAAUCCCUGUUAAUAGCAUUCCUGCCUACAAUGCUGCACUGGAUAACAACCCUCUUUUGCUGAACACCUACAACAAAUUCCCUUACCCAACCAUGUCAGAAAUCACAGUGCUGUCUGCUCAAGCGAAAUACACUGAGGAACAGAUCAAAAUCUGGUUUUCAGCCCAGCGCCUCAAACAUGGGGUUAGCUGGACUCCCGAGGAAGUGGAGGAGGCCAGAAGAAAGCAGUUCAAUGGAACAGUCCACACGGUACCUCAGACCAUCACUGUUAUUCCUACUCACAUCUCCACUGGGAGCAAUGGGUUACCAUCCAUCCUACAGACAUGCCAAAUAGUUGGUCAGCCAGGCCUGGUCCUGACGCAAGUCGCUGGGGCCAACACCUUGCCGGUCACAGCACCUAUAGCCUUGACAGUGGCGGGGGUUCCGAAUCCAACCAGUGUACAGAAAAGUCAGGUGCCCGCUGCCCAGCCUGUGGCCGAGACAAAGCCUGCGACAGCAGCCGUUCCAGCCCCUCAGCUGGUCAAACACGAAACCGCCUUGGCAAACCCGGAUUCUUUUGGCAUCCGGGCCAAAAAGACAAAGGAGCAACUGGCCGAACUGAAAGUGAGCUACCUUAAGAAUCAGUUUCCCCACGACUCCGAAAUUAUCAGACUCAUGAAAAUCACGGGCCUGACCAAAGGAGAAAUUAAAAAGUGGUUUAGUGACACAAGGUACAACCAGAGAAAUUCAAAGAGCAAUCAGGGCUCACAUCUCAACAGCGAUGCCUCCGUCCCGAUUGUCAUAGACUCCAGCGAUGAGACCACUGAGUCUCCCACCACGGUGACUGCCCAGCACAAGCCAACCUGGAAUCCUUUGCCUGACUUCACCCCUCCCAGGUUUAAAGAGAAGACCUUAGAGCAGCUUAGCGCCCUGCAGGCCAGCUUUCUCAGCAGCUCCGUCCUCACCGACGAAGAACUCAACAGGCUAAGAGCGCAAACCAAACUCACCCGGAGGGAAAUCGAUGCAUGGUUUACGGAGAAGAAGAAAUCCAAAGCUUUAAAAGAGGAGAAAAUGGAAAUGGAUGAAAGUCAUGUAGGGAGUUCCAAAGAAGAAGCGGGAGAGACUUCUCCCGGUGAUGAAUCCAGUGCCCCCAAGCCAGGCAGUGCAGGUAAGAUAUGUAAAAAAACACCCGAGCAGCUGCACCUGCUUAAAAGCGCCUUUGUCCGAACGCAGUGGCCAUCGCCAGAAGAGUAUGACAAGCUGGCGGAAGAAAGUGGGCUUGCUCGAACAGACAUCGUUAGCUGGUUUGGGGACACCCGAUACGCCUGGAAAAAUGGGAGCUUAAAAUGGUACUACUACUAUCAAAGCGCCAGUUCAGGUGGUAUGAAUGGUCUGUCUUCUCUGAGGAGACGGGGGCGAGGGAGACCUAAAGGAAGGGGUCGGGGGAGACCCCGAGGGCGGCCGAGAGGAAGCAAGAGGUUUAACAACUGGGAUCGGGGCCCUUCCCUCAUCAAGUUUAAAACUGGAACGGCAAUCCUGAAGGAUUAUUACCUGAAGCACAAAUUUCUCAAUGAGCAAGACCUGGAUGAACUUGUCAACAAAUCACACAUGGGCUACGAGCAGGUGAGAGAGUGGUUCGCAGAGAGACAGAGAAGAUCUGAGCUAGGGCUGGAAUUGUUCGAGGAAAAUGAGGAGGAAGAGGAAGUUGUCGAGGACCAGGAAGAAGAUGAAGAAGAAACGGAUGAUAGUGACACGUGGGAACCACCAAGGCACGUGAAGCGGAAGCUCUCCAAAUCAGAUGACUGAAAGGUUUUUUAUUGUAUUUUUCUUUUAUAGCUACCUAAAACAUUGGAAGAGAAUCAGUUCUUCAACUCUUGAUGUCUGAUUUACUGUGAAUGGGCCCAAUCUUUGAUGACACUGAAAACAUUUUAGGGGCAUAUGCAUUCUGAAAAAGAAUAGGAUCCAGUACCCAAAAGAAAUGGAAUUUAAUGUUGUGCCAAAGUUAAACUACUGCAGUUGGCGGAAGUUCUGUAAUGUAAAUAGAACACUAAUGAAAAAACAACUUGUAAAAAUUCACAUUUUAAUACAGUACAUUUUUAUUCUGAUAUGAUGGAGACAUUCUAAUUCUUAGAUUUUCUGAGGGGUUAAAUGACCACUAAAGCUUGUCCUCAUAUUUUGUCAAGCUUAAUACUGUAUGUCCAGUAAGAUGGGCUUUAUUGCCUGUGUUCUUUGAUAUGUGAUUAAGCUUAUAACUUUGAGUGACCAAACAUUUUACAGAGUUAGAAACAGGAAAUAAAGAAGACCUGAUUUAUUACUGUCAUAUUUAUCAGGUUCUGCACGAAGAUUAAAACGUUUUGCCUGGGCUUAUACAAUUUUAACGUACAUGGGAAAGCUAAGUAUUGACAUACUAGAACAGUAAGAUUUUGUGGUAUCAUUGGACUUUAAUUAUUGGAUAUUUUUGCUGAACACAUUUGUGGAUACUGGUAUUGCUACUUGUAAUACUUCUGUUAAUUUUCUCAUUAGUAGCUGAAUUUGCUUUUUUUAAAAACUGAAGAUAAUCAGUACUGAAGAAGGAAAAGUGACAUAUGAAUUUGAAUAAGGUGAAACAAUGAAAUAAACAUGAAGCUAAUGUGAAAAACAAUCUUGUAAGUGAAUAUGUAGUAUUUUCUUACAAUCAUUUGGAAAUCAGAAAUGUUUGUACAAGCAUCAGAUCAGAAUUUCUAAGAAUUAUCUGUCAGUGAAAUUCUCCAUUACGUAAUGGUUUCAAUGACAGAGAAAAAAUUCUGGACUGACUAAAAACUAAAAUGUUAAAUUUUUAUUUAUGAAUUAUGGGAGUGUUAACUGUUAGCUCUUGCCAUGUCAGGAGACUAAAAGGUCUUACUGGUUUACAAACUCUGUAAAGACCGGUGCUGUUCAUUCAUGUUGAGAAGGACCCUUUCUUUUGUGGCGUAUAGGACCAUUUUUCAAAAUGUGCUUUUCUUCAUAGAAGACAUGUUCAGUUUAAUUAGCUUUGGGUUUUCAGAUGUUUUUUCUGAAUGACCAGAUAUAGUGGGCUUGGCCAGUUUAUUUUAUCUAAUUUAAUGAAUAAUAAAUAUAAAGCUUUUGUUUUUUACCAAAAUGUUUGCUGGCUAAUGAAGUGUUAUGAAAAAGCCUUGACUAUGCAUGCUGCUUUCAUUUUUAUAAACUUUUUAUUUUUUAACUACAGCUUUAUUAGUAAUUCCAAAAUGCUGCAAUCUUGCUGAUUUCUUUACUCAGACAGCUGGCUUUGUGGGUGGCUUUUUCAUACUACUGUUAACUUUUUUAAAAAGAAGCAAUGUAAAGACUGUAACAAUUUAAUGCACUAAAUGGAUCUUUCUUUACACUGUUUAAAAACUUCUUAAGACACUCUGUAUUAUAAUGAUUAAAUUGCUCCCUUUUUUAAAACCAUU